AGAAAGGCAAGACAGAGAGGGUGGUGGUCAAAGAGAGUAAAUAAAGUCAAAGUCAAAAUGUUUAUUGUUUUAUGCACAGUAAGGCAAUAUGUUUCCCUGCACAAUGAAAUGUAGCAUUCUGUGUUUGGUGUAUACAUAUGAACCCAGGCCAUAGGUCACAAAAACAAAACAUCUAUUUUUGAACUUGGAUUUUGAGAUUGGAUUGGAUUUUUGUUUAUUUCAGAUGUCAGGGCGACAGGUCUGCAGUCAUUCAGUUCCCUGGUGGAGGAUUUAUAUUCUAAUCUAAAUUGGACUGGUCCACACAGACACCCCUCUUUGUUCAGGUCUUUUGGUUCGUUCCAGCGGGGAGAGCGCCUCUUACAGCAGCGGCUGUUGAAGUCCAUUAGAUACGUAAAUGUCAGUGUGCUAACUGCAGUAUAAAGCAUGAAUAGCCACUUUGAGCUCACGCCAUGACAACGGUAUAAUUUGAAAAGCUGUAAAUUACCAGGAACAACAGAAUUUCCGUCUUUAAAGCUCUUCAAGUGGUAAACAUUAGUGUUAGCUUGUUGUCUUUGCUUUACCGUUAGCUAGCUUAUUAGCGACUUAAGUUGUUUUUGUGAAACAAAAUAAACACUACAAAACCGGAGAUGGACAAAAUAAAGAUUUUUGUAAGAUUCAGUACUUAAAUAGUGAACACAAAAAGCAGGAGAGCAGACACAGAAGGAGACUCUGAUGCAGCCGUUGGAUCUCAGCAGCAGGAACAGCCAAGCAGUCAGUUAGGGACAGGGGACACAGCAGCUUCUGCCACUGGAGAUGGUUUGAACCCGGGCCAGACCACGUUCUGCAGGAUGGGGGUGGAAUUACCUGACCGUCAUCUAGAUUCCAAUUCAAGGGGCUGUGACCAGCUGUGGACCUGCUAAACUGGACCAGGGGACAAACAGUUGCACCAGAUACAGCUACUGCUGCAGCACCAUGUCACAGGUGUUUCUCCUCUGGAGCAGAACCAAGGAUGGCUCCAUGAGGACACUUUCUGUUGGGACUCCCAGUGAAACCAAACUGAGCAUGUGCAGACCAACAGGUAUUUUGGUGAGAAUACUGAAUGACUUUUGAAGCUACAGAGAGAAGAUCUCCAAGCACUUUUACCUAAAUAAAAUCACUCAAGGAUCUUUCUGCCUUUGGAUGAACUGGACAGAAAAACAACGCACAAUAGCAUUCGUGUGUUAACAAAAUUGCAAAAGGAGAGAAACAUCUCUGAUGUUAUCCACUAAGGCCUCCCUUUUAUUUCCACCUCCUAAUUCCUGUUUCCAGCCUGGAUCUACAGUCUGUUUAAGUAAUGGAUGGGUACUUCAUGCUUCAUUAAACUUUUCGGCAGCCUUCGAAGGUUCAGCUGUCAUGCCUGGAAGUUUGCGGACCUUGUAACCCUUCACAACCCCUCCCAGCUCCCCCACCAUCCCCUCUCUUCUCCCACUUGUAACCCAUAGACGAGCUUCAAAAAAAUGGAGGCUCAUGAAUCAGCUGUCGUUGGGCAAAAAUGCUCAAAUAAGGAACCAGUGAAGGAUAAGGCACCUCUGCAAAGAAAGUGGGCAUCUGAGCCCUGUGCAACAACCAAACGAAGCACUUUUGCUGACCCAGAGGCAAAACACCGUGAGAGUUUGCCAUGUGGUGCCUCUGGAAGAUCAGCACCUCAGCAGAAGUAUGCAAUCACAGGGAAUUCUGGAAAGCUGCUAUCUGGACCCUCUGCAGUUGGAGCCGUAGGAGGUCCGCCACCUCAAGAUCCUCAAGGGCCCUUUGCUCAGGGGUUUCCAAGGGGAUACUCCUACCAGCUGGGUCAACCGUAUCCUCAGCACCCCCAAACUGAGCGCUUCCACUCAGGAGCUAAACCCCAGCCAGGCCUAGAGCCGCAUGCCUGGCCAUUUGUUGGCCAGUUGCCCUCGGAUGACCUGUACCCUGUAGGACACCCAGGACACACUCACCCUCAUGGGGCUGGGGCAGGGAGGUUUUCCCGCCAGAAAUCUCCCAGUUUACCCAGCUCCUUUAGACAGUAUUCUCAGUCAGGCCCUGAUCCUGGAGAGGAGGGCUACAGCAAAAAAGAACAGAAGCCGAAAAAGCCCGGUAAGUACAUUUGUCACUACUGUGGUCGAGCUUGUGCCAAGCCCAGUGUCCUAAAGAAGCACAUCCGCUCACACACUGGAGAGAGGCCAUAUCCUUGUGUACCUUGUGGCUUUUCCUUCAAAACCAAGAGCAACCUUUACAAGCAUCGCAAGUCCCACGCUCAUGCCAUCAAGGCUGGACUCGUACCAUUUUCAGAGCUAGCCGUGGCCCGCAGCGGGGAAAUGGACCAGGCAUCGCCAGGGGGCGAGGCUGAGGUCCACUCAGAUGGAGAACAGAGUACUGACACAGAUGAGGAAGGUGUGGAGGCCUCUACCAUGCUGACAGACAAAGACAGCCUUGUGCCACAGAUCUCCUUCAAAGCCGACAAGAGCACAGGUGUUGCAGAACCACCAUAUGCAGACUCAGCUGAAGAGCUGCCUGUGGGGUCUAUGAAAGUGCCUAUCCUUAUCAUCCCCAAGCCUGGGGGAGUCCCCUCCACAGGGAUGGCAUGCCAUCCCUUUCAGGACAUGAAAGGGUCACAUCACAUGUUGGCAUCACAGGCUGGCUCCCCCACCAUCAAAGAACGUUUGUCUCUGAGGCUGAAUGAGAAAAAAGGCCAGGACUCGGACUCUGUCUUGUCCCAGUCCCUGAACCUCCUCAGUCCUCACAGCAAAGGCAGCACAGACUCUGGCUAUUUUUCUCGGUCUGAGAGUGCAGAGCAGCAAAUCAGCCCUCCAAAUACUAAUGUCAAGACGUAUGAAGAGAUUAUGUUUGGUCGGACUUGGUACUACCGACCCAACUCCAGAUCCAGACAGUCUAUCACAGUGGGCGUGGCAGGAGCAGACCCAGGCAGCCUGGCUAGCUUAAAACAAUCAGGUGCUAUUCUAGACAUGGGAAAGAUAGCUGAGGAUCAUAUCUGUUUCAGAGGGGAUGUAGGCAUCUCUGGCGAUCCCAAGCAGUAUCCCACCAGACCUUGUCAAAGCAGUACAGGGCUUCUGGAGCCUCCAUCAGAUUCUGGGCCCCUUAUUAGGAGUAAUUCAGUGCCAACAUCCUCCCCACCUAACCUCAGUGUCCCCCCAGGGAUUCGAGGCAGCCACUCCUUUGAUGAGAUGAUGACAUCGGAUGAUGUGUUUUACCCACCAGGGCUUCGUAGACUCCAGAGACAAGCUGCAUUUGAGCAUUCAACCAAUGAACCCCAUGUAGGAGAGGCUGAGGGCUAUGGAUAUAUGCCUAAGAAUUUAGCUUCAUCACUGGGUAUGAAGAUUGGUGAGCGCAGCCCAUAUGGUACAAGAGUUAGCAUGUCAGAAAUAGCCACAAGAAAGAGGAGGAAGGAGAAGAGUGUUGGGGAUGAGGAGGACAGCCCUGGACAAUGUGACAGUAGCUGUAGUAGUUCAGUGGAGAUGAUAGGGGACUAUGAGUUUAAACAAAGUAGUCUUGAUGGGUCCAGAGCCACCCUAACAGGGAAGGGCUCACUUCAUAGUGCUCACAGCCAGUCUGACAGUUUUGACACCUGUAACAGCAUGUGUUCUGAGGACAUUGCCUUGUUUCCUGACUCUGAGGGCAGGAAGGCAGCUGGCAAUGUCAUAUCAGUCAUCCAGCACACCAACUCCCUCAGCCGACCAAAUUCCUUUGAGAAGUCAGAGUCCUUUGAACAGCCAGGAUUUCAGCCUUCAGAUAAAGCUCCAUCUAGCCAAUACUCUGAACAGUCCGACACAGAGAUCUUUGAAGAUGCUCUGAGUCCUGAAUCAGCCCUACUGAGGACAGAGAGCAUGGAGCAGCAGCUGCAAAGUGACAGUGACCUGGCCUCUCUCUCAUCUUCAUCAGCUGCGGCCUCACCUGGCCAGCCUUACCACAUCCCGCACAAACUAGUCCGACAACCUAACAUUCAAGUUCCUGAGAUCAGGGUGACGGAGGAGCCAGACAAGCCUGAGAAAGAUACAGAAGCACCAAUGACCAAGGAACCAGAGAAGCAGCAGCAGCAGCAUGUUGAGGAGUUCCAGCUGCCACAGAGGAGUGACACGCUCUCCCAGAUGCCAUCGGAAAAGCUCCCACCCAAGAAGAAGAGGCUGCGCCUGGCAGAUAUAGAGCAUUCAUCUGGAGAAUCAAGCUUUGAGUCAACCUGCACAAGCCUAUCUCGCAGCCCUAGUCAAGAGAGCAAUCUGUCCCACUCCUCUUCUUUCUCCAUGUCCUUUGACAGAGAUGAAGGCCUCAAGUCUGCCUCACCCACCAAACAGGAUGAUUCGUUGACUUCCAGUGGCGGAGCAAAGCAAUCAGAGUUCUUGACAGUGCCUGGCAGCGGUCAUUCCAGCCAUCACCAACAGAGGGAGAUGAGGAGAUCUUCAUCAGAGCAGGCACCGUGCACCCUGCCCACAGAGUUGCCUGAAAUGCGCAGCAAAUCCUUUGACUAUGGAAGCUUGUCCUCCUCCAGACAGGGAGAGGUGUACUCCAGUGCCUCUGCAAUGAAGGAACGCCGGCGUGGAUAUCUCGUCCGACAGGCCUCACUGAGUGUUUAUCCAGAGGCAGUCAUCCAGGAACCAGGGGGCGCAGAGAUGUCAAUCAAACAGGAGAGUUUGGACCAUGGGGUGUGGCCUGGACCAGCAGGAUCCCUCCACAGCAGCAGCGAUGUAGCCGGCAGAACCAAGAGAGCUGGCAGCAGCACUGGUGGUGUAGGGUCUCACCAACACCAACAGCACCACCAGCAUCUCCUCCAGCAGAGUAUCAGUGAGGACAGCCUGCAGGAUGAACCUCUUUAUGGCAGGUCCCAGCAGUAUCGCCUGCAGGCCCAGGGCUCAUCAUCUGAGGGGGAACUUCCAGGUCACGAGGCUGUGAACAAGGAAGUAAAUCAGCAGUACCAGAGCGGUCCCCCAUUCAUUUCCUUCCAGCAGCCAGGUCUGUUCUGGAGUCAGGAGGCCGGACAGGCACCCAGACAGCAGCUCACCCUCCAGGCCCAGCAGCAGAUCCAGAAACUCCACAUCAGAUCACCAGGCAAACAACAACCACUCCACCCCCUGCAGCAAAUCCAUGAUCAACAUCCAUAUGAUGGAAAAUCAGAAAACCCGAGCUCUCAGAUGUACCCCACCUCAUUUUCAUCUCGCACUUCUCCUCUGCCCCAGCAACAACAGCAAAACCUUGGCUGUCUUUCCUCCAAGCUGUUGCUGCCCAGCUCCACCAACACUCCCAUGCUUCUGCAGCAGAUCCAACCCAUCUUUGCCACCCAGAACUUGGUCCCCCAGUCUUCUCUGCCUGGUAUGCUGGUUCCUGUGCGGAUCCAAACCCAUGUGCCAUCAUUUGGGACUGCUAUGUACACCAGUGUUAGCCAGCUGAUAGCUGCCAAUGGCAGUGGAGCACAAGGGAUAGGCUCCACCAGGCCUGGAGGUGCUGAGAACAGCAACAUGUCUCCUCCAGUUUGUGUUGCAAGUGUCAGCAAACCACCUGGAGGACUUGGAGGAGGCAUAAGUGGGGCAGGUUUCAACCUGUCUCACCUCCUAGGACAGACCGAUGGCUCAGUGCUGCACUACCCACUCUCAAAGGUUUCAGAUGCACUGCCAGAACAACGCCUGAACACAGGGAUACCGCUGUCACUAACGUCGGGCACCAUAUCCACCACAGACGCCUCAGGGUCUGGCAUUGGAGGAAGCAAGCGCAUGCUUUCUCCCGCCAGCUCUCUGGAGCUCUUCAUUGAGACUAAGCAGCAGAAAAGAGUGAAGGAGGAGAGGAUGUAUGGACAAAUUGUUAAGGAGAUGAGUGCCGUGGAACUGAGUGGAACUGAAAGCAGUAACAAGCCUGACAAGGGUCAGAGCAUAGGCCAUCACGCCCAUCUGAAGAGUGAAGGCUCCAUGGAUGACUCUGAAAGAAUGUCCUCUUCUCCUCCACUAAGUGACUUCCCCAUUGCCACAAAGAUUGCCAUUCCCGUCCGAUCCUCUGCCCCCCACCUUUCUGACCUACCACGGGCUGAGAGCUUCACCCCUCCUCUCCAGAUUGUCACAGACCGUUCCCCAGUUGCAGGUGGCCGGGACUCUCCAGAGGAGCUGGAUGUGGACGAUUCAGCCCCAGAGCCCAAAUCCAGCCCCCAGUCCGUGGUCUCCUCCAACGAUGCAGAAGACACUGACAACACAAAGCAACCUCCACCCAGUAAAAUGCCUGUCAACAUGCUUGUUCAACUAGCUGCCAAUCAGAGCGCAGGACUGUCCGGAGCAGUGGGCCAGACUCUCCUACUCACAGAUAUCACUGAUGUCCAGCAGUUUUUCCGGUUCCCUAGCCUGCGCACCAUGAGUAGAGUCAGCUGGUGUUUCCUGAACUACACCAAACCCAACAACACCCAAGCCGCCUUGCGUAGCUCUGUCUACAGCUCAUGGUGUGUAAGCUCAUACAAUCCCAACCCUCUGAACCUCAGUACCAAGGCUGCGUUAGCCCUGCUGCGGUCCAAACAGAGGAGAAACAUCAAUUCGAUAUACACAACUGCAGCCAUGUCCCCACCCAGCUCUGGAAAACUGGUGUCAUCUGUGGCCUGGAAGCUGAGGUUUGAUCAGUUGAAGCCAGAGCUGAUGCCAGUCGAUGUCAGUAAUUUUGGGAGGAAGAUGAAGGGAGUGGUGUCGUGGGACCGUUUGAAGGAGGAGCAGGUAGAGAAGGAGGUCUCAGUCAAACAGCCUGCCAACGAACCGAUCCGUAUCAAGAUCUUUGAAGGCGGGUAUAAAUCAAAUGAAGACUAUGUUUAUGUUCGUGGUCGUGGUCGAGGGAAAUACAUCUGUGAGGAGUGUGGCAUCCGCUGCAAGAAACCCAGCAUGCUGAAAAAACACAUCCGAACACACACCGACGUCCGACCGUAUGUCUGCAAGUUCUGCAACUUUGCAUUCAAAACAAAAGGAAACUUGACGAAGCACAUGAAAUCAAAGGCUCAUAUGAAAAAGUGUCUGGAGUUGGGAGUCUCCAUGUCGUCGGUUGAAGACACUGAGGCAGACGAAGGAGAUGUCGGUGAGGAAGGUCAGAAGUCUUCUGAGAAGAUUUCCGGCCGUGUAAUGGCAGAGCACCAGUUCUCAGAUGCAGAUGACUCAGAGGGUGGAGAGGAAGAUGGCGAUGAGGUGGAUGAUGAAGAUGAUGAAGAUGAUGACUACGACGGCGACUCAACUCCAAAGACUCGCUCACGCUCCACCAGCCCACAGCCCUAUAGCCUGCCUUCCCUGUCGAUCACAGCUGUGGCUGCCUCCCAUUCUGCUCCUCACCUGUCUCAGCAUUCAGCGUCCGACCUCCUGGGUAACGCCAGCAAGCCUCCACUCUUUGGUUACUUCACCACCGUGCCAAGUAUCCAGAUCACACCGCAGGCUCCGCCCAGCGACCCGGCCAGGAGAGAGCGCAGUCAGACAGAGUACCAGCGAAGCCCACAGAGGGCAAUGGAUAGCAGGCUGCUGGUUCCACCCUCUUCCUCCAUGGAUGAAGACCUUCCUGUCCCCUCUCCAGACCUCUCCUCCUCCUCCUCCCGCCUGUCCUCACCUGGGCUGGACCACUCUAGCUGCCCGUCACCCAUCUCCCCUUCCUCCUCACCUUCAGCCCGCCGGUACCUCUCCCCACGUCGUGACCUCUCACCCCGUGCUGGACACCUCUCGCCCCGGCGGGACAUCUCACCUCUCCGUCACAUCUCCCCGAAGAGAGACCUCGGGGCGGCAGGGGGAUACCGCCGAGACCUGUCCCCCAGGAGGGGACACCUCUCACUGCUCUCCCCGCUCUCUCGACCCAUAUCUCCAGCAGGAAGAGACUACAAGCGUGACCUUUCACCACGAGGCCGCAACAGAGGGAUGAUCUGGCCUGUUUCCCCUCGCCGAGGGCUCCACCAACACCUCCACCAUCAAAGCCAGCAGACUGGAGCCCGGGGCCUGAAGCCAAGUCAUCAGCCUCAGGAAGAGUUUGGCCCUCUGGGACAUCACAGAACUGGCGCAGAUAUGGAGAUGGAACAUCUUCCAGGUUUACCAGGGGACCAGGCUGGUAGCCGUGGCAACCAAUCUAGCCCGCCCCACCAAGGCCUGUUUAGUCACCUCCCUCUCCAUUCUCAACUUCAGGUGCGUUCGCCCUACCCGAUGAUCCCCAUUGGAGGGAUCCAGAUGGUACACUCCGUCCCCACAUCUGUCACCACCCCUCUGGCCCAGCAGGGGGCACAGCAGGCCGCGUCCCGCCUGGUGCUGCAGAAGAGCACGUCAGAGGACUCCAUCACCAGCGAAGCUGCUUCCCCAUGUCUCACCUCCGUCACCCAGAGGGUAGGACGAGGAGGAGCAGGAGGAGAGAGGGUAAGGGAGUCAUCAUCGCCUCACUCCUCCUUGCAGGAGAAGGAAGGGAGAGGAGUGAGGCAGGAGCAGGAGGAGAGCAUCCAGACCUGCACCAAGGCCAUCGCCUCGCUCUACAUUGACUCAGAGGAGCCCGCUGAGGGAGGAGGAGGAAGCAGAGGGGACGAAGGGAAAGAUGGAGGCAGAGCUCUGUCCUCCUCUUCCUCUCCUUCUUUAUUGACCCCCGACUCCCAACAACAACAGCAGCGCUCACCAUCCUUCUCCAUGUCACCCCCUUCUCACCCCUCGCCGUCUCCACCUCAAGGUCCCAGGAUACAGCACUUUAGCAGCCUGGAGCUCAGGCCUCCCCACCCCUCCAUCCCUGGCUCUCCUCACUCCUCCCACUCUUCCUCUUCUACCUCCCCUCACCCUCCGAGCCCUGGAUCUGACGCCCUCCAGCCUCCAACAGUGUCCAAACCUCACAAGCUGGAGAGAGACAAGGAGGCAGAAAGCACAAAAAGAAACAAAGACGUGUCAUAGUUCUGCAGGAGAAGAACAAGAGAAACGUUGGAUUUCUGUUUUUGUUUUUGGAUAAUAGGAAGGGAUGAAGUGCAACAGAGAGAGAAAAAUAACUUUUGCACAUUUUACACACACAUUUCUUCUAUUUCAGCCAAUAAAUACACACCCUCUCUCACUCGCAUACUGUACAACACAUACAAAGAAACAGCUCUCGUCAAAAAAAGACUAAAUCUCAGACGGACGUCUUCAGUCCAUGUACGUGUACAGCAUGUCUGUUCUAACCGGGGCCUGCUACCAGAGACCUUGAGGUUUGGUGUUCAGUUACACAUGGCGACUCCCAGCAACACAAGCCUGACCAAAAUCUGUUACACAACAACAGGGCUGUGGUUAAACGGUACGGCAGUUACGUGUGUGCCUUUUUUGUUCUUUUUUGUUUGUUUGUUUUUUUGCUUAUGUUCUUAUAAGCAAACAAAGCAGGAAGGUAAAUGUAAAUACAGUUCUAUCACAUUUUGUGUAUCAGCUUUGUAAUCAAUGCAACCCCCACCCGGUCCUCCUGCCCCUUUUUUUCUUCCCUGACCUCCUGUGUUUCUUUAUCUUUGUUUGUUUGUUUUUGUUUUUGGACACCUUAAAAGUCUUGACAAGCGAUGUGAAGUUAUGGAUAUUACUAUUAUGUAUGGUUGCACUAAAACGUAUUUUUAUAUGAGUGAAAUUUAAAGAAUGGCUUUUUUGUGUACAGCAGCAAUUCUAUAAUACUAUUUAUUAUUGUUACCAUGUUUCAUAAAUUGUACAUUUUUUCUUAAAUGUCGUGGAUGCCUUUUUCUAUGUAAAGCAUGGGUUUUUGCUAUCGCUUACAUUAGGGCGAAGAUAUGUACACUGUAAUAUGGCUUUAUAUGUUAGACCUAUUUAUAUACGUCUAAGUGAGCCCCCUCUACUUGGAGGUAUAUACACAUAGAAGUAAGAUUUACCAGAAUAUUUACCCAGCAUAUGGAUACAUACAAUAUAAAGAAUCUAUCUAUCUGUCUAUCUAUCUAUCUAUCUAUCUAUCUAUCUAUAUGCACUUAACAUUUAGAAUGGAAUUCACAUUAGAGGUUAUGGUCAUUUUGCUUGUACAUUUUCUCGACUGCUCUUCGCCUCUCCCUGUUUGUGUUUCUACUUCCUUUUGUGGUAUUAUUUCCUGUUUUUCUUUUGAUUUUCAUGAGGCACAGACUCGCUCUCAGCAUUAAGUGAACGAACAUGCCUUCUUGCACCGUGGCAUUCACACCCCCUCCUCCAUACGCCCCCUACACCCGAUAUUAAUAAUGUGCAGAUUAAAAGUAGUCUCACACUCGUUCACAUGACUUUUCUUGAAUGAAUAAAGGGUUUUAUUCACUGGAUACGUACAGUAAACAGGGAAACAUUCCAUUCCAUGUAAAUACCCAGUCAACCCCGUUGAGAGAUACAUACGUUUUUUGGCAUUGAUGCACAUUGUGGCCAUUGCAAUCAACCCACAGAAGCUCUUAUUUAAUGGCUUAAUUUCUGGGGACUCGUACAAACACACACAAAAGCACUCUGACAAAUGCACCUUAUAUUUCUUAUGUGAAAGCCCCAGGACUCUGAUCAGUUUUUCCAGUAGACGUGUGUAAGAGGAGCUCUGUGCUCUGAACCCUGAGGCUGUCUGAAACAUAAUAAUAAUACUUUGAACAGUUGUGACCCUGAGGCUUUUUUGACCCCUCUGUCCUCCCUCCUCCUGUCCUGGAUGUCCCUUUUGUAGCUAAGCAAUAUUUAGCCAAAACUCUGCUCACCAGCAGGGAGUGUGUUUGUUGCAAGGCAACAAUAGCAUAUUUAAAAAUCCUAAAAUCAGGAGAAGAGGGGGGCAGUUGGAGGUCGUGGUGACUUUCAGUGACACAGCUCUAACAGUUCUGGGUGGAGUCGGGCAGGCUCCGAUGUGAGUGUGUACCUCUGUAUUCUGUAUCAGUGUGUAUUUGACAAGUAUAUCCCCUUCUUACAUCUUUCCUCUAUUUCGAUCCUCCCUUUGUUAUGUAGACUUAUCAUGAUGACAAUGAUGUCUUUAAAAAAAUCUUUCUCUCUUUCAAAGAUAUCAAAGCACAAGUCAUUGUAUAAAAAUGACAACCAUACAAAAAAAAGACAAAAAAAGGUAAACGUGCAUAUAAAAGGGUAACUUUUGUGAUGGUGUUCCGUGGAAUUAAUACAAAUAUAAUGUAUGACCCCAGCUGCAACAAGGAAUCGCGGUAGAAGUGGAAAAAAUGGAUUGUUGUUUUCAAAUAAAUAUGAAUA
Molecule: messenger RNA, 11114 nt
Organism: Monopterus albus (swamp eel)
Lineage: Eukaryota; Metazoa; Chordata; Actinopteri; Synbranchiformes; Synbranchidae
Gene: hivep2a
Product: HIVEP zinc finger 2a
Exons: 21
Coding region: 1476-8861 (2461 amino acids)
Biological process (GO): regulation of transcription by RNA polymerase II
Cellular component (GO): nucleus
Molecular function (GO): DNA-binding transcription factor activity, RNA polymerase II-specific; RNA polymerase II cis-regulatory region sequence-specific DNA binding
Source: RefSeq, a predicted model, not a curated record